CUAGACAGCGCGGUCCUAGGUGGAGACUAGAGUGUAUACAUACUUUGAUAAUUAGAUAAUGAGAGAAACCGCACAUUAAUCUAGAUAUGGAGUUGAUACAGAUAACCACGUGUUUCUCGUUUACAGAUUUAUACAGGAUUCAUGUGUAGAGUGAGUUUCAAUUUUGGCUAGUACUACAGACUCCCUGCAUGCUUACAUGUGUUUGACUAUGGUACCGUAUACUGUGCACUGCUGGACGCUGAGAGCAGGAUCAGUGGCACGUGCUCGAACGUGGUACGUGUACUGUACGAUAAAUCAAGAGGGCGACUAAUAACUUAUCGGGGAAGUCACUAGACUCGAGUGAGUGCGGCGCAGCAAGUCUAGUGUGUAGUCGCGCGCUUGCGCGAGGAUUGAAGUUUGUAGGCGGUACCGCAGAGAUGAGAGUUUGUACGAAAGCCUGAUCGUCGAUAGAUGCUCGGCUGCUUUGCCAUCACGCAUGCGUGGACGUUGAAACAGCUGCUUUCGAUUACGCAUGCGUGGACGUUUUGUAUGAAAAGUAAUUGUGCGUAACAAGACAUGAUUGCCGGCUGCUUUGCCAUCACGCAUGCGUGGACAUUGUUUUGUAUGAAAUGUUUUAAUGCGCAACAAGACAUGAUUGCCAUGCUGCUCUGAAGUAUUCAAAGACUGUGUCCCACUGCUUGACUUGAUUUGUGAGUUAAGUUACUAUACAUUGCUGCGCCGCUCUGCUGAUAGUUUUUGGUGACUUCCCUGUGUGACAGUCGUACUAAUGGAUAUUGAGUUGUUCUUCCUUGCUGUCAUAAUAUAUGUACAGAUAUAUGUAGUGUGGUAACGUCCCGUCGACUUGGCCGAUGAACAGCGAGGGUAGCGCGGCCUGCGGUGUGCUCACUGUUGGGUAUGGACAACACAUUUUUUCAUUCUAAGAUGGCCGCUAGAGCAGACUUGAAUAGACAACUGUUUGAUGCCGUCACGAGGAACGACGUUGAAACAUCGCUAUCUUUGCUUGACAACGGAGCCGAUGCGAAUGCCAGUGUUGCUCUGUUUGGACGUAAAAGUCGAACAAACCUGGCUCAAGCGUGUGAGUAUGGUCACAAAGCGGUUAUUGAGUUGCUGCUGAAGAGAGGAGCUGCCAUAAACGAAGCCACGAGUCCUGAUGGCAGCACGGCUCUCAUCAUUGUCAUCAAACGUGGAUUCAGAGAAGAUCUUCUCGAACUGCUUCUCUUGCGAGGAGCAGACAUCAACAAGAAAGACAAUAAGGGUCUGACAGCUAUGCACUGGGCUGCCAUGAUCAACAGCUCGAGCGUUGUGAAUCGUUUGAUGAGAUAUGGUGCAACUGUCGACAUUGCGGACAACGAGGGAUGCACGCCGCUGUGGUAUGCUGCCUGCAAUGUCCAACUGGAUUGUAUUCGUCGACUUCUGUCUCUUGGAGCGAGCCCUCAUCGGAGAUGCUCGUCAGGGAGAUCACCAUUACACAUGUGUGCUGAAGGUUCAAACGAUGCUUUGGAAUGCUCUCACGUUCUCUUGGAGUUUGGGGCCUCUCCUCAUUUGACGGACAAACUAGGCCGGACGCCUGCCGACGUUGCACUAAAGAACGACGUGAGGCAGUUGCUAGAGUCAUGGCAAGGGCGUGUCCGUUCUCUUCAGUUGCAAAUUAAGACUUUCUUGGUUCAAGAGUAUUCGAGAACGCAGCUGAUGCAGACACCUUUACCUCGCAGUUUACGGCAAUGGGUGAUGUCUUGAGAUAUCGACUCGCUGACUUUGUGUUGCACUCGGACAUGUACAUCUAUUACCACCUGUUGUAGUAUACAUCUUAAUUUCGUUAAUUAAUACAUGCAAUGAAGGAAAUGUGUUAACAUGGAAUCAUACUUUA
Corticium candelabrum is the source of this 1867-nucleotide messenger RNA. RefSeq names its product 26S proteasome non-ATPase regulatory subunit 10-like. Bases 895 to 1737 code for a protein of 280 amino acids. Lineage: Eukaryota; Metazoa; Porifera; Homoscleromorpha; Homosclerophorida; Plakinidae. The record is from RefSeq and is a predicted model, not a curated record. The transcript is spliced from 7 exons. Gene Ontology annotation, molecular function: protein binding.